Cooperia oncophora is the source of this 189-nucleotide messenger RNA. The record is from the annotation of a GenBank genome assembly. Lineage: Eukaryota; Metazoa; Nematoda; Chromadorea; Rhabditida; Trichostrongylidae.
AUGAAGAAAAAGAGAGAAGUGGAGGAAAUUUACAAGCGUUUCACCCCUGAAGAAAUCGCUGAGGCACGGAGAAUAGUGGAAGAGAUGGAUGCCAUGAAUGAACGCGAACAACGAUACAAGGAUGAUGCUGAAGCGGAACUGGAGGCGUUACGUCAAGAGCUAAAAGAAUACGAAAAUGCUGAAGAGAUU